Molecule: messenger RNA, 1100 nt
Organism: Centropristis striata (black sea bass)
Lineage: Eukaryota; Metazoa; Chordata; Actinopteri; Perciformes; Serranidae
Gene: ppil3
Product: peptidylprolyl isomerase (cyclophilin)-like 3
Exons: 6
Coding region: 75-560 (161 amino acids)
Biological process (GO): protein folding; protein peptidyl-prolyl isomerization
Cellular component (GO): catalytic step 2 spliceosome
Molecular function (GO): peptidyl-prolyl cis-trans isomerase activity
Source: RefSeq, a predicted model, not a curated record
AUUGUUUGCUUGGCUCCUCCGUUAAGACGGACAUGUUUCUAUGACACACUCGUUCAAAGACGCAACGUUUGAAAAUGGCUGUAACCCUUCAGACGGAUCUGGGGGAGAUUAAAAUCGAAUUGUUUUGUGAGCGGGCACCGAGAACAUGUGAGAACUUUCUUGCUUUGUGUGCCAGUGGGUUCUACAACGGCUGUGUCUUCCACCGCAAUAUUAAAGGCUUCAUGGUUCAAACUGGAGAUCCUACAGGCACAGGCAAAGGAGGAACAAGUAUUUGGGGCCGCAAAUUUGAAGAUGAGUACAGUGAACACCUGAAACAUAACGUCAGAGGGGUGGUCUCAAUGGCAAACAACGGCCCCAACACAAAUGGCUCCCAGUUUUUCUUCACAUAUGCCAAACAGCCCCAUCUGGACAUGAAGUACACAGUGUUUGGAAAGAUUAUCGAUGGCCUGGAAACUCUGGAUGAACUGGAGAAACUGCCGGUCAAUGAAAAGACGUUCCGACCUCUGACUGAAACUCGGAUAAAGGAUGUGACCAUUCAUGCCAACCCUUUUGCUGGAUAAAUGGCCAUUAACACAAACAUGGACUCUGAUUUGUUUUGUUUUUUCAAAAAGCCUAUCAAUGUUGUGUCCAGUACAUUGCAGGAAUUAAAAUGUAUAAGACCCCAGACAUCAACAUGACCAGGAGACUGACUCAGAAACUGUAAAAUGCUGAGUUGUCUUAAUAAACUUACAUUUUAAUGUCAGAAAUAAAAUUAGAUUUGGGUAAAAUGCCCAGUGGUUUGAGUAAGUCAACUUCUUAUUCAUUAUCCAUGGACUAGUGCCAGAUUUUUUGCAAAAUACAGUGAUAUGGUGUCCCUGAUUUCUAGCUUUGUAUGAUAAUAUUUUUCAAAUAAUGGUUUGCAUCCACUUAAGGCCUUUUGUAAUGAAGAAUUAUAGGUUUAUCUUCACUUAUUUAUCUUCAUGCAUUCACAAUUUGGUCUAAAAAGAAAAUGUGCCUGACUUUUUCAGCACUGCUAUACAUAUUGAGAUGUUUGUUUUCCUGACAGGCUAUGUAAAUAAAUUGUCAAUGUUUUGUACUAAAUAAAACUUGUAUAAUUUUUA